GCAUAAAGUAAUGAAGAACUGGGGUGUUGUUGGUGGAAUUGCUGCUGCUGUGGCAGCAGGCAUCUAUGUUCUCUGGGGUCCCAUCACUGAAAGAAAGAAACGCAGGAAAGGGCUUGUGCCUGGCCUUCUCAACUUAGGAAACACCUGUUUCAUGAACUCUUUGCUGCAAGGCUUAUCUGCUUGUCCGUCUUUCAUCAAGUGGCUGGAGGAGUUUACAGCCCAAUACAAGACAGCCCAGAAUGAAUCAUCGGAGCACCAAUAUUUGUCCCUUACUUUGCUGUGCCUUCUGAAAGCUUUAUCCUGCCAAGAGGUCACAGAAGAUGAUGUCCUGGAUGCAAGCUGUUUGUUAGAAGUGUUAAGGCUGUACAGGUGGCAGAUCUCGUCAUUUGAAGAGCAGGAUGCUCAUGAACUAUUCCAUGUCCUUACAUCUUCGUUGGAAGAUGAGCGAGAUCGUCAGCCCCGGAUCACACAUUUGUUUGAUGUGCAUUCAUUAGAGCAGCCAGAAAUAACCCAAAAGCAAAUAAGCUGCAGGACAAGAGGGUCACUUCACCCCAUGUUGAGUCACUGGAAGUCUCAACAUCCUUUUCAUGGAAGGCUGACCAGUAACAUGCUUUGCAAACACUGCAAACACCAGAGUCCUGUGAGGUGUGAUACAUUUGACAGUCUUUCGCUGAGUAUUCCAGCAGCCAUGUGGGGUCGUCCUAUGACACUGGACCACUGCCUCCACCAUUUCAUCUCUUCUGAAUCAGUAAAGGAUGUUGUAUGUGACAAUUGCACUAAAAUUCAGGCAGAAGGAACACUGAAUGGGCAAACCACAGAAAACCAGAGAACAACAUUUGUUAAACAAUUAAAGCUAGGGAAGCUCCCUCAGUGUCUGUGUAUCCAUCUGCAAAGGCUGAGCUGGUCAGACCAAGGCAUGCCUCUGAAACGUCAUGAACAUGUGCAGUUCAAUGAGUUCCUGAUCAUGGACAUCUACAAAUACCACCUCCCUGUCCAUAAAUCAAGCCAGCAUGAUCUAAACCAGAAGGGCAAUCCAUGGAUGUCGUCUGAAACAAAGGAUGGGUCAGCAGUAAAAGCCUCAGAUCUGGAGCAGACAUGUAGCACUAAAUCAUUCUUUAUGAAUGGCGCCUGCUCUCCUUCAUUAUUAACAUCCCCGAUAACUUUCCCACUUGCAGUGGUUUCAGACUGCAGUUCCCCAGUGUACCUCUACCGUCUGAUGGCUGUUGUAGUUCAUCAUGGGGACAUGCAUUCUGGACACUUUGUGACAUAUCGCCGCUCUCCGCCUUCUCCCAAGACCGCACUCUCGGUUAGUAACCAGUGGUUGUGGAUUUCAGAUGACACUGUGCGCAAAGCUAGUUUGCAAGAAGUGCUUUCAUCUAGUGCUUACCUGCUCUUUUAUGAGCGUGUUCACUCAAGAAUGCAGCACCAAACUCAGGAUUUCAGGGCUGAAGAAUAA
Molecule: messenger RNA, 1456 nt
Organism: Emys orbicularis (European pond turtle)
Lineage: Eukaryota; Metazoa; Chordata; Testudines; Emydidae
Gene: USP30
Product: ubiquitin specific peptidase 30
Exons: 12
Coding region: 11-1456 (481 amino acids)
Biological process (GO): protein deubiquitination
Cellular component (GO): nucleus; cytosol
Molecular function (GO): cysteine-type deubiquitinase activity
Source: RefSeq, a predicted model, not a curated record